CGCCGGCGGCGGCCGAUGGCCUCUACCACCUCCACUCCCACCUCCGGGGGAGGCGGGGCAAGGCCCUGGCGCACCGCGCUCCUCACCCUCCGCGACGAGUCAGUCGCCUCGCCCUCCCCUUCGGCCCUCCUCGCGCUCCUCCGCCGCCUCCUCCUGUCCCCCGCCUCGCCCUCCCUCGUUGCCUCUGCCGCCGUGCUCUCCCCUCACGAGGUGGGCUCUGAUGUGGUGUUCCUCGCGGAAAAAGCCGCGACGGUGGCCCCCUGCGCUGGCGCCGACGACGUGCUUCCUGGCGUAUGCCACCUGAUACAUGAUGUCAUGUGCAAGACAAAUACAGAAAUCGACUCUUCUGGUUGGCUUGCACUGUUAAAGUUUCUUCAUGAGCUUGUCAAGUGCUCAGUUGAGGGUGCAUGCGUUAAGGGCCUUUCUGAUAGGACAGCUGCACUGAAUACCCUAUCCGAGUGUAUGCAAAUUCUCAGGUUUUCGAGCAAGGAUUUGGGAAGAAGUAGUUCAUUAACUGAGAAUUCACAUGUACUCAGAGUUCUUAUCUUGAUUAUAUCAUGCUUGCAAGCUGAACUUAACAUGACAGAUAAAUCCAAUGGCCCUGGCACAUCUUCAUACAUUCCUGGAUCAACCAGUAGUAAAAAUUCUAAUACCUGGGAUAUGAAAAUCUCUGCAUUUUCUAUGGUGGAAGAUAUAUUAUGUAAGAUUGCAUCAACCAUAUCAGAAGAUUUAUGGCUCUCUGUUGUUGAGCUCUUGAGGAAAGUGAUGGAUUUUGUGACAGCUAGGAAUCUUAUUAUAGAAAGUAGCAUUAUUUCAGAUAGUGAAUCUUCUCGAUAUGAUUUGGGCUCAUCAGAUUCAGAUCUUAGUGAUACUGAUGGACAUGCAAAAAACGGAGACCGUUUCCGGAGUUCGAAAGCUAGAUUAACUGCCAUCCUUUGUAUACAGGAUAUCUGUCGUGCUGACCCAAAGUCACUCACUUCACUGUGGCCAUUACUUUUACCUGAGAGCGACGUUCUUCAACAAAGAAAAUAUCGAGCAACUCUGAUGACAUGUUUGAUCUUUGACCCUGUCACAAAGGUACGUGUUGAGGCAGCAUCAACCAUUGCUGCUAUGCUGGAAGGACAGGCCUUAGUCUUGACACAAGUUGCCGAGUACAAGGAAUCAUCGAAGCCUGGAUCUUUCACUACGUUGUCCUGCUCACUUGGUCAAAUUCUGAUGCAGCUGCAUACAGGUGUAAUGUACUUGAUACAGCGUGAAACUCAAGCUACAUUGCUUGCAGCAUUGUUCAGAGUUCUCAUUUUUCUGAUAUCUGCUACACCUACCCCGCGGGCGUUCUAA
Lolium rigidum is the source of this 1338-nucleotide messenger RNA. RefSeq lists its product as uncharacterized. The transcript is spliced from 11 exons. NCBI's taxonomy places the organism in Eukaryota, Viridiplantae, Streptophyta, Magnoliopsida, Poales, Poaceae. The record is from RefSeq and is a predicted model, not a curated record. The coding region runs from base 16 to 1338 and encodes 440 amino acids.